CCGCGGAGGUUCGCUUAGAACGACCAGAAUCAAUGCAUGCGGCUAUGGAAGUGGCCCGACGCCGAGAAGAUCAUCUCGUGGCAACUCGAAGGGGACGGGCAGAUGCACGCUACCCCGAGACACGACGCGCACAACCGGAUGCAAGCGAUAUGGUUCCGAGCGGCCGACCACCUGACAACUCUCGACUGACUAAUAGCGCGCGACCACCGAGAUCGGAAGUUAAGCACUUGACGCUUGAUGAGAUAAAGCGCCGACGGGAGAAAGGGCUAUGUUUUAAAUGCGAAGAAAGAUUUACGCCUGUAAUCAGUCAGAAUGUAAUCAUGUAUUCAAUAAUGUUAAACUUUCUCAAUGUUCAUAUGUCGCCCCGUAGGGAACCCGAUCAUUUGGCUCCUACUCAGGCCACAGUAGUCGCACAGUUCCGCGACUAUCACGCUGAAAAGUUUUCAUGGCAGGGAGAUCCCCGCAUUGUAGAUGAAUGGAUUCAGGGCCUGGAGUUUAUCUUUGAGGUCAUGGACUGCCCCGAUAGAUAUCGCGUAAUCUGCGCUCAGCUUCAGCUUACUGGUGAUGCUAGGCUCUGGUGGAAUGUCUACUGGAGCAUGCGUCCCGGUGAAAAACCGGGAUGUACGUGGGAUAUGCUCAAGGAGCUAGUCAGCGAAAAGUACUACCCCUCUUAUUAUCGGGCAGAGAUGGAGCAUCAGUUCUUAUCGCUCCAACAGGGCACUCGUACAGUUGAUGAGUACGAGCGAGAGUUCACUAGACUUGCAGCUUUU
This is a messenger RNA of Striga hermonthica, 770 nucleotides long. The record is from the annotation of a GenBank genome assembly. NCBI's taxonomy places the organism in Eukaryota, Viridiplantae, Streptophyta, Magnoliopsida, Lamiales, Orobanchaceae.